CUAACAACACACACACACAUUAUUUUCGUAUAAGUUAUAGAACAAACUGGAGGCCAAUGUAAACACUUGCUCAUACAUAUAUAAAUAUCAAAGUAUAUAGACAAGAAAGACAGCCAACUAAAUCGAAGAAUGUGGGAGAAGCUGGUGAACUGCAUCAAGGGUGGUGGCGCCCAAAAAAAAAGCUGCCAGGUUGUUCAAUUGGCCGAUUUGGUGAAACAGGUGCCACCAAACCAACUAAAGAUGUUCCAAAUAUUUACCAAGAAACACGAGGAGUACAAGGACCGGGUUCGCAAGUAUCCAGAAUCGAUGCCGACAAUCGACUGGGAGUAUUAUCGACAGAAUGUUCGCGAGGAGUUUGUGGAAUGGGUUAAGGGUUACGAGACGAAAUAUGAUAAGCUGCACUCCCUGUUCGAGAAUCGGCAUGCAAUUGUGGAUCACAAGCGCUAUUUCGACAAAGUGGAUGCCGAGGGGGAGGAGGUUAAGAAGGCUAUCAGUGCCUACAAGGCUGAGUCCAACGAACGGAUCAAGAAGCUCAACGAACAAUUGGAAUUCUUGAAGGCAAUGCAGCCCUACGAGAACAUGACCAUGGAGGAAUUUUGCUUUGCCCGUCCACAUUUGGCACCGGAUUUCCUCAACAAGCCGACUUUCUGGCCGCACACUCCCGAAGAGCAAGUGCCAGGUCCUGCGGAUCCGGAGGCGGCAGCUGCACUACAUGAAGACCACAAGCCCGAGCCGCCAAAGAAGCCCAUUCCGCCGCCUGAGAAACCUCCAGAAAAGGGUUCUGGCGAUGCAAAACCCUCGGCUGCUGUGGCUCCCAAAGAACCAGCAGAGCCCCUUGUGGACACCACUCAGCUGGCCGAAAAAGCUACUGGGUUGGCCAAAGAUUUGGUGGCCAGGGCUAUCGUAUUAUUCAACAUUCUGAAGAUGAAGGUGUCGGGCCUGGCCAAGAAUGUGCAAAAGAAAGCAGAUGCCGCCAAGGCAGCGCGUACCGAGGCUGCCGGAAAAUCCACCAAAUCCAAGCCUGCUGAGUCCGCAUCCACACCCGCCAAGUCACUAGACAGCAUUACUGAACGCGAGUCCGGACCAAAUAUCUGCAACCAAACCAUUAUUCGUAGCGAAGAGGGAGAAGCCAAUCCGGAAGUGAAGGCCAGACAUGCUAACCUAUCCAUCGAGGCAGAUCCUUGUGAUGCCCUGGAGGAGCGAACCAGGGAGAUAGCCAGGGCACUGGAGCGCAAACGUCAACGGGAGGCCGAGGAAUGGGACUGCAGGCCAAAGGAGGAUCCCUGCAAGCCCAAAGUGGAGGAAGACGUCUGCGGAGAGAAAGACAUUUGCAAACCCGAUCCCUGUGAACUUAAAGAGGACGAAGAGGCCUGUAAGCCAGAUCCUUGCAAGCCCGAUCCUUGCAAGCUCGAUCCUUGCAAACCAAAAGACGAAGAACCCAUCUGCGAUGAUGAAGAUCCCUGCAAGAAAAAACCAAUGGAGGAAAACGAAUGCAAAUUCGAUACGGACAACCCCACGGAACAAGAGCAGAUCUUUAUAAACAUAGCCGAGUGCAGCAAGGACCUGGUCAAGAAGGAAGAUAACCCCGGUAAGCCCAAGGAAAAGGCUUCCCUGAUGCAGACAGUCGAGGGCAUUGAUCAAAAACCCAUAAUCGGACUGCAGCUAACAGAAUCCAAGGAUGCCAGGAAGGAUCAGAAGGGCAGCAUUGAUGGCGCUGUGUAUACAGAUCCCAAUCAGAUUGUGGAACUGCUCGAGCAGGAAAAGCAAGCCAAGGAAUUAAAGGCGAAAGAGUCACUGGCUGAAGUCAAGAUGCCCGAAGAUGGAAAACCACUUACUAUUUAUCCCAAGCUAGAGAUAUCGGCCAAACCGAAAUUGGAGCCCACAGACGAUGUCAAAAAGUCGCCCAAGGAUAUGGCCAAGCAGGUGUUUAACAUGGCCACAGGAGCUGCUUCCCUGUUGACCGAGGCCACCAACACACUGGAGGACUUGAAGAAAAAGAAGGAGGAUCGUCUGGAGGCCCUGGAGCAGGCCUACACAUCCGCCCAGAGACAGGCCCAAGGAGCUCUGGCCGAGGCCUCCAAAGCGGUAGAUGCCGCCAACAAAUUGGCCCAGAGAUCGGCCGAAAAAACUGGCGAAAUAAAUAGCCGCGAUCAGGAGGCCUUGGACAUGGCCGAAAAGCAUGCUGUUUUGGCCAAAAUGCUGGCCAGUCGUGCGGUGGCCCUAAAGGACGAAAUCGCCCGUGUUCUUAACGACCUGAAAAAGAAAGAGUAGUCCCCAGAUCACACACUCUUUUUAAACGAUUUUGUACCUCAUUUUGUUAGUUUGUUGUUCGUAUUAAAUUUUCUGUUUAAUU
Molecule: messenger RNA, 2353 nt
Organism: Drosophila gunungcola (fruit fly)
Lineage: Eukaryota; Metazoa; Arthropoda; Insecta; Diptera; Drosophilidae
Product: neurofilament heavy polypeptide
Biological process (GO): proton motive force-driven ATP synthesis
Molecular function (GO): proton transmembrane transporter activity
Source: RefSeq, a predicted model, not a curated record